Molecule: messenger RNA, 1164 nt
Organism: Aspergillus calidoustus
Lineage: Eukaryota; Fungi; Ascomycota; Eurotiomycetes; Eurotiales; Aspergillaceae
Source: the annotation of a GenBank genome assembly
AUGCCCAUCAUAGACCUGAACAAUGGCUGGAAGGCCUUCUCGGAAGCUGUAUCUAGCACGAUGGAGAACGGUAUCGACGAUUUCCUGAAAAACAACAUCAAUGCAGACCUAUUCAUCGUCACCGGCGAAGCAGGAGUUGGAAAAUCGUCCUUCGUCAAAUCGAUAACGCUGGAAGAUGUAUACAUUGGAUCCACACUCGAGUCCGGUACGACAACAACCAGUUUGGUGCCUGCGAUUAUUGGCGACAAACGCUGCCUCUUUCUCGAUAUGCCCGGCUUCAACACACGUGACUUCGACGACUGGGAUAUCUUUGUCAGGCUCAUGACUGGUCUCUCUGUUGUACGGCAGUACGUCCAGUUCCGCGGAGUCUUCUAUGUUGAUGCGAUGCUGGACAACCGGGUGUCAGAUUCGGCAACAAAAGUCCUAAACUGGCUGGCCAACUUCUGCGGCGAGAGUUACAUGCCCAAUGUUACCAUUGUGACCACGCAUUGGAGUGGCCUGGACCCGGAUGGAGUGCAGGAGAAAUUGGCUCUUGUGGAUCGGUGGACAGAGUCAGAUCUUUUUCGGCCCUUCCUCUCGAAUGGGGCACAGAUCUAUCACCACGGGCUUGACAUGCGGCAUGGGAAGUACACGGCACUGCACAAGGACAAUUCGGCGGUCAGGCGAGGGAUGCUCGCAGCGGAAAUGAUUGCAGCACGCUAUCAUGACCCCACUACUCUGCAGCUGAAGAUAUACACCGAGAUCGCAAAUGGCGCUUCACUUGAUACAACAUCCGCCGGGAGGUGGCUUCGACAUGGAACUGCGUCAGGCACGGCUCAGGGUUUCCCUGAAACAAGAUCCGCCCCGUCAAGCAAUGGUUCUUUGGCUCGCAGCAACCAGCAAGGGCGGCGAGAAGAGAGAGCACAGGCAAGCGAGUCGUGGGGUAGUCAGGUGGCUAGUGUCCUUAGGGAGGCAAAGCCAUGGAUUCAGCUUUUGUCCACUGCCGCCAGCUUUUACAUGUCCCCUUCGCCUGUCUCUGUCUUGCGCCUUCUCGGCCAAGGCUUACCAGGCGUGGUGGAGGUGGAAUUCUGCGACGAUCCGCCAAACUGGUUUGAGUCAGUGGAUGCCCAUGGUGUCGACUUUGAUUUUGACGGACUGGAUCUGAAUGACGUUGUCUUUGAUUAA